GUAUUAAUAUUGUGUACAUCACUUUUUAUAGAAAACAAACCAAUAUUGUUACGAACGUACAUUAAGUUCUCGUAUAUGUAUUGAGAAGCAACAGUCAUUAUGCCUAUUUCCUUAAAUUUCUCCCUCAAAGAGUUCCUAAUCCUAAGAUUAUAAAUUGAUCUAAUUGCUCUUUUCUGAAGUACAAAAAUCGUUUGUAUAUCGGCAGAAUUUCCCCACAACAGGAUUCCGUACGACAUCACACUAUGAAAGUAACUGAAGUAUACUAAUCUGGCAGUGUCUAUGUCAGUUAACCUACGUAUCUUCAUUACGGCAUAUGCUGCAGAGCUAAGUCUACUCGACAAUUUAUCAAUAUGUGGGCCCCACUGUAGUUAAGAAUCUAAUAUUAUUCCCAAAAAUACUGUGGUAUCCACAAGGCCCAUGUUCUUAUCUUUUAUAUUAACAUUUAAAUCUACUUUUUUAACAUUAGGUAAUACAAAUUUUAGACAUUUUGUUUUUCCUUCAUUAAGGAGAAGAUUAUUUACAUUAAACCAAUGUACUACUUUAGCGAUAGAAUUGUUCACAUCGCCAUUUAGAGGUAACCCUCUUUUAAUUUUAAACAAAAGUGAAGUGUCAUCCGCAAAUAAAACUAUUUCGUGAUCAUCCCUUAUGAAAUAAGGCAAGUCAUUUAUGUAAAUUAAAAACAAGAAAGGACCAAGUAUUGAGCCCUGCGGAACACCCAUCUUAACUUUCGAUCCAGGGGAUCUUUUGCCAUUGAUGUCAACCCUCUGUACUCUGUCAGUUAAGUAUGAGGCAAUAAAAUCCAAUGAGUUAUCUCUAAAUCCAUAAUAAUGAAGCUUCCUAAUCAAUGUUUCAUGAAAAACACAAUCAAAUGCCUUGGAUAGGUCGCAGAAAACACCUAACGCAUUCUAAGUUAUUCUUGUAAAAGUAUGUUUGUAUUUGAUCCAGCAUGAUUUUUUUCAAAAAUCUUACUAUGCUUCUGAAUGUCAGUUUGCAUUUAUGUUAAGUAAAGAAAAAUUAAUUAGUAGUGAAGUAUUAGUCCAUUAUGAUCCAAGUUUGCCCUUAGUAGUAUAUUCUGAUGCAAGUCCAGUAGGGCUAGGUGCAGUUCUGUGAGUCUCGCGAGUGUGGGUUCCGGGCCGGCGCCCCGACGGUAAGUCGGGAAGCGGCGGCGCGGUUCGGGCUGGGCGGGCGUCCCGAGAGUAUCUCGGGUAGCGGUCGCGCCAGUGAGGGCGGUGGGUCCGUCGUCUCAGGGUGGGCGUGAGCGAUGGGUGUUGACUUCAGCAACUACCGACCGACCCGUAACCUCACGCGGAGUGGGGCCGGGGGGGCUGCCCUUUAUUGGGUGUCCCUGCGAGGAGAUAACCUCUGUAAAAAAUUCCUAAAGUCUCGACAUUGGGACACGUGACGUCGGGGCGCCUUCGGGUGGCUGACAGGUUAAGUCAGCCCACUAGCGCCAAACCCUGGAUACCUCCCGACCUCCAGGGUCACAUAGGGUUACCCGGGUAUUGCAGGAUCUCUGCCCGGGUGGACUGUUUAGAUCUCCCGCACUCGUGGGAUAAGGAUGAAGAAUGCUAAUUAUAAAACUCUAAAAACUCGACGUGUGUCCGAAAAGGACGGAGCAAGAAACACUAGGUCUGCUGCAAAACAGACCAAGGCGACCAAAACACCUGUCGCUGGAACUACUCAAGAGGCUUCUACCUCGAAUGAGCUAGAUAAGUUGGAGAAAGUACCGGUCGUUCGACUGACGCGCGCAACAAUCUCAACUGCAGCGUCCAGUGAGACCCAAGAACCGGAGCGAAAUAGGAGCCCAUCAUGGUCAUCCAUGGUGACAUGCAUAUCUGGGGAGUCUGAAUGUCUCGACGGAGGACUGACUCCGAUUAUCGGAGAAGAUCAAUUUGAACUUGACAACGAGACUGGCAUAACAUACACAGGAAGCCCGGAAAGGCGACCUGAUACAAAUACUGAAUAAAGGUCGCGGACGACCCACAACAUCUGGGUUUCUCACAAGUUCGGAAAUCAUGAAAUUGAUUUUGACGAUAUACAAGAUUAUCGAAUUGAAACCUUGCAAAAAAAAUUAUUGAAUAUAUUUGGUGACCGUAUUACGAUUGAAGCGUCGAGUGGAUUACGUAACAAAAAAAUUGUAUACAAAACAGACAUCGAAAUUUCUGUUAUGGCAAAUAGUGUAAAGUUUUUGGAGGCAAAAAAUUAUUGCAAAUUUGAAGAUGUUGCAUAUUAUUUGAGAAGCUGCAUUAAAAAUAUGGAUGUUCGUCGGCUUCCUCGCAACGUAACUGUUGAUGACAUCAUUCGAGGAGAAUGUGAUAUUCCUGAACAAUUAAUUGAUUUUAUGCAAAAUCUUAUCCAAGGGCCUAAUGUUUCUGAUGACAAUUCGGAAAAACUGAAAGUUAAAAUUACAUCAAUAUGUAGUGAUAUUAUUUAUACUGUCACUAGGGGUACAUGUAAGCCAGCGAAAAGUUUAACCCUUGGAUUGGCAGUAAAGUCUUUAACCAACUCUCGGCAAGUAAUCACGAUACUCAAUAGGUACGGCCAUACGAUUGGAUAUAAUUUGGCUGAAGAACUGGAAACCGAAAUGACUUAUACGUCGAUCCAUGAUAACAAAAUUAUACCAAAAGGCAUCACUGCAGCAAAUGGACAUAGCACUCACGUAGCAUGCGACAAUUUUGACCGCUUCGUAGACAUAACUUCUGGAAAGGAGACAAUGCAUGACACAGUUGGAAUUAUUUAUCAAUUCCCUAGUGAUGAAACUGAUAAUUUAGAUGAUGGUGAAGCUACAACUUCAUCAGCGCCAACGGUAAAUGACAACGAAAAUGGAGAAGGGCCUUCCCGUAAGAGAAGGCGUUUCAAUGAAAUAUCACGGGAAAUUCGACCAUAUUAUUCUAAACCGAAGACAAGUAUGCAGCUGAUUACAGCAGAUUUGUUUACCAAUACAGUGGACUUAUGCAAGGGUGCUAGAGAAAUAGCAACAGAUAAGGAUUUAUUAUGGAUAAUGUCGUUAUCAAGAAUAGAUUCUGUUCCAAUGUGGUUGGGUUAUAACUGCAUGAUGUCAAUUGAUCACAGUGAAAAGCAAAAGAUUGAGUAUUUGCCUCCAAUAAAUUCUUCUCCAACAUCUUAUGCAAUAGUCAACGAAACAUUAAAUAUGGCUAAAGAAAUUGCUGAAAAGUGUCAACAGGCAGAAAUUAUUGUGACAUAUGAUUUAGCGAUAGCAAAAAUGACAAUGCAGAUCCAAGAACAAGAAAAGCCACAAUACAAUAAUAUUUUUGUUAAUUUGGGAGCGUUCCACACAGAGAUGGCAUUUUUCAAAGCGAUUGGAAAAUAUAUAGACUGCAGUGGACUAGUGGAAAUACUAGUACAAGCAGAAGUAUUGGCUGGUGGCUCCAUGAAUAGCUUUUUAGACAGCAAGCAUUUCAAUCGGUGCAAGCGCUUACACCCGCUAACUGCUGCUGCAUUGCAAAUAUUACAUUUUCAACAGUAUUUAUCCACAACUAAUAUCGCCGUUGAGGCGAUGGAUGAACUGCUCCAGACGCAAAUUCAGAAUGAAUCAAAUCAGGCUGCGUAUGACGUCAACGAAAGAAUCGAGUUACCAGAUUUAUUAAGUCGUAUUUUGAACGGAUAUAAAGAGUUCUGUCAUCAGACUUUGAUAGGAGAAAAAGGGAAAACUGCUCAAUAUUACUAUCAGUACUGUGAAUUACUUAAUUUAUACCGUCGGUUUUCCAGAAGUAUCCGCACCAGUAAUUUUGAACUGUACGUCGACUCAAUUUUCAACAUGUCUGAUUUAUUUUUUGCGUUAAACCAGCCUAAUUAUGCCAGAUGGUCCUUAUCAUAUUUGAGCAAUUUGAUCAAUUUGUAUACUAACAAUUCAUCCUUGGUAGCUGAAUUUCGUCGAGGCGCCUUUGGAAUCAGACGAACUACAGCAAAUUUUGCUCGAUCACCGGUUGACUUGACGCUUGAGCAGACCAUCAAUGCUGAUGCUAGCAAUCAAAUGGCUGAUAAUCUUGCCGCAGACUCAAUAUCAGCACGUCAAAGAUGGGCGCUUAGUCAUAGCAUGAGGACGAAGAUAUUAACAACUAUCAAACAAAAUAUCGGAUUAACGAAAAAAGAUGAUACUUCGCACUCAUUGCAAAAAAGUAAAGUUAAGAAAGAUAAAAAAAAUCUUAACAGCAUCGUUGAAGCAAUAAAAUGUACGAUGAAUCCGUUUGAUGACACUAUUGACAAAGAUAUUUUAUUCAACAUUUCGACGGGUAAAGCUGCAUCUACAGAAGUGACAGAUUUCCUGCUUAAUGUGAAGACAGCAGGUUAUCAACAAAAAUUAAAUUUUAUCUUGGAAUGCUCAUCAACUCCUGCAAGAUUCGAUAAACCUAUAAAACGAAACAAAAUCUUCAAUUUUGCUUCUCAAUGCAUGACUAAAGUUCUCAGUAGCAAAGACAAGAACAAGAAAAUAUUAUUGAAAAUGGAACGAGAUAUAUUUGACCGACUUUUGGCAAUUAGUCUGAACAAAAAAAUAAAUCUCGAAUAUUGCCUGACUUUUCCACUAGCACCAAUGCCACCAGCUCUUUUUUCAUGUACUGGAGAGAUGUUAAAAACUUCAAAAUCUACGUUAGCAAAGAUUUUGAAAUCAGAAACUAAAAUGGUUGAGCCAACAUAUAUCAACGUUGAAAUUAUUGAUGGUUUUUACUACUUACACUUAAUCGGAUCUUCUAUGCCCCAAACUUUUGAUAAAAUUGCAGAAACAAUACUUUUCAAAAUAUGUUCAACAAACGCAACAGAAGUACAUUUAAUUUUUGAUCGUUACUUAUCACCGUCAAUUAAAGAUUCCGAACGUGAAAGCCGAAAAGAAUUCGAUAUUCCGUACAAAAUUUCGGGACCUCAACAAACCAGACCUAAUUUUUUACAAAGCCUUAAAAAUUCUCGUUUCAAAGAGGCUUUGGUGCAGUUUCUGGCAGAUUAUUGGGAGAACAACCAUUUGGUAACAAUAAUCCAAAACAAAAAAAAAUUCUUAACCGUCAACUAUCAGUGCUAUUCUUAUCAAGUUCAUGAAAACUCCAUAAAAAAAAGUGAAGAAGUUAAUUAUGAAUGUCAUCAUGAAGAGGCAGAUACGAGGAUUAUUUUUCAUGCUCAUAAAGCGGAACCAGGGUCAAGGAUUUUAAUUAAAGCCUCUGAUACUGAUGUUUUGAUUAUUUUGUUAGGAAAUAUGCACAAAAUUUCAGAAUCAGAAAUUUGGCUUGCCACUUCAGCAACAAAAAAGACUAAUAACCAACCUGUUGAUUGCAUUAAUUGUACUGAUCUAGCAUUGAAGUUAGGACUUAAAUUGUGCCAAAGUCUUCCCGCCUUCCAUGCGUUCACAGGUUGCGAUUACACGGCUGCAUUUCACAAUAAAGGAAAGGUAAAACCUUUUAAGCUGCUUUCAAAAAAUGAAAAAUAUCAAACAGUUUUUGCGUCACUAACAGAUGAAGCUGAUAUUUUCAUUAACGAAAAAAUGAACACCGUUCAAGAAUUUACUGCCAAUAUGUAUGGCGUCAAGAACUGCACAAAAGUGAAUGAAGUGAGAUAUCGCAUUUUUCUGAAGAAAUAUUCUGCCAAAGAAGACAGCGAGCAGUUUUAA
This is a messenger RNA of Diatraea saccharalis (sugarcane borer), 5614 nucleotides long. The record is from the annotation of a GenBank genome assembly. Lineage: Eukaryota; Metazoa; Arthropoda; Insecta; Lepidoptera; Crambidae.